AUGUCUCCUCAUUCUCCUAUUAGAGUAGGCGAUACGGUCUUUUCCAAAAGUUAUGCUCUGGGUAUUGUGAGAACAGUGUUAACGGAAACAGAUGGCAAAACAGAAACAGUCAAAGUUGUCUGGGAUGAUAACUUAACAACUGUUGUCCAUGUUGAUAGUCUCAAAAAAGUACCAGAAGAAUCACCAUCCAGAAGAAGGUCAGUACCAAGGUCAACACCAAGGUCAAAGUCCAAAGCCAAUCCAGGGUUCCAUGAUGGUUAUAGGAAAGGGGCAGCAGGUCCUACGACGCCUCCAAGAUUAUUGCAUUCCUCCAUCGGAAUAGGUGACACGGUCAUGGAUAAACACGGUCAACAGGGAAAGGCAGUAGAGGAGGUGACAGUAACUCCUGAUGGUGACUCUACAAUCAAAGUUUCCUGGGAUGCUUACGAAAGGGCUGAUAUCGUCAAUGUCAACACUCUCCAAAAAGUACCAGGAGAAGCAUCAGCAAAAAAAAAAUCAGUGUUAAAAGCCAUUCAAGGGAUAGUUCACGGUUGUGGGAAGGGGACAGCAGGACCAGAUCCUAUUGCACCUAGAAUGUUACUGGGUUCAUUUGACAAACAAAGUGACCUUGAGGAACAACCAGCAAGAAAGAAAGUCAAGAAGAUGGAUGAAGAUCCAGCGUUGGCAAGGUAUCAAAAACUUAAUAAAAACGUAUUCUGGAACAAGGAGCCUUUCAAGGGCACACAGGUAGCAAAGAUGUUUGAGGGAAGGGAAUGGCAUGAAGGAUAUGUAAGAUGCAGUUGGGUAGAAGAGAACGGCAGAAAGAAACAGUACAGUCUGAUAUACACAGAUGGCGACAGGGAGGAUGUUGAUCUAGAUGAGCUCAAAAGGCUUGUUGCAAAUUUCAAUAGAAGGAAAGAGGUCAUUUGCAUUGACAUUGAUGACAACAAUGUCAAGGAUGUGGUACUACCAGCUCCGGAGUGCCAUGCGCAGGAAUCAUCAAAUCCAAACUCACAGCUAUCAAGCCCUAGCGCCAAUGAUGAUGAUGCAACUACUACUGCAGUUAACACUGAUACGCACUGUGGCAGCAACCGUUUUGAUAAUGCUAGUGGUCACAGGGAUGACAAAGAUGAGCAAUCCGAUGACGAUAGUGUGCUUCAAGCAGCUCUGCAGCAGGAACAGGAUUCAUCAUAUCAACACUCACAGCUAUCAAACCUUAACGCCCACAAUGACGAUUUUAAUAAUGGUGCUGACAAAGAUGUGCAAUCGGAGGAUGAUAGUUUGCUUCAAGCAGCUCUUCAGCAGGAGCCAGAUGAUGCUACUGAUAAUACUGAUGGUCACAGGGCCGACGAAGAUGCGCAAUCGGAGGAGGAUAGUGUGCUUCAAGCAGCUCUUGAGCAGGAGUCAGAUGAUGCUACAACUACUUCAGUUUACACUAACAAUCAUCAUGCUAGAGAUCAUCUUGAUAAUACUGGUGGUCACAGGGCUGACGAAGCUGUGCCAUCAGACGACAGUGUGGUUCAAGCUGCUCUGCAGCAUCAGCAAGGGCAGGAGGAAGAGCAAGAUCCAGAGCCAUCCGACGCUAGUUCAAUAUCAAAUGUUAGUGCUGAUCACCUUGAUGCACCAGAUGACUUCAUCGAUAAUGAUGAAGAUGAAGAUUUACAGGAGAUCAAGAGACAUCAUGAGUUGUUAACUCGUCUCUUUAAGCAUUUGGAUUUGGAUCAAUACCUUGAAUGUGAAGGUCCGGCCCCAGAGGCAUUGAAAGUUGGAGUUGACGCUGAUUCUGUUGGCAUUCUCACUGAAGAUCUUUCAGAAGUAAAUUGUUUCAAUGUAACUGGUCUUGAGUUUAAACAUGCAAAAACAGGAAAGCGUCCCUAUAAGGUCCGGGCCUCAGUGGCAAGAUCACGGGACUUCCACCCGACCAAGAAGAAUCAAGAUCCCAUGAAAAAACCAACUACCUUGGAUAGGUUCCCUUCUUUCACUGUUGGACAUUUGAACUUUGGAGACUUGAAAGUAUAUUUGUCAAUUCAUGUGCUGCAUCAAGGAAUGGUGGACAGACGCUGUGACCAAGCAAUUGUUGACACUUGGAAUGCUGUGAAUGACUGGGCGCUUCGGAAGAGUACAUUUGAAAAAAUUAUGGAACUGCAGGAGAACUGGAAGUUUUACAGUACCAGACAGAGUCGAGGCUCCUUUAAGGAGACUGUUGAGACAUAUCUCCGUGCCAUUCAGGGCAUGCGUGCGUUAGGGACUGUUGGAGGGGAAAGCAAGAAGAUUGUGUUCCGUGGCCAAUUUGUCCCAUUGCUACAUAUCAAUCUGAUUAGGUACAAACUUCAAAGUCUGUCUGAAACAAGAACUUCUGACCUGAAGGGUGCUGACAACAAAUCAGCUUUUUUGCUCUGUUGGAAUUCUAUAUACCUUUUGCAGAAUGCUGGAUUUAAGGCCACUUGGAGGGAGUGUCUGCAACCCAACCCAGGUACCACUUUCAAUGAAUGUAGAUUCUGCCCACAGCAAGAUCCAUCGCGGUACAACAAAUGGAUGAGAGGACAGGUACGGAAAACCUAUGAAGAAGCCAGAAAAGUGUUUGUCAAUGAUGAAGUUGGAAUACAAUUUGAGACUUGA
This is a messenger RNA of Cylindrotheca closterium, 2598 nucleotides long. The record is from the annotation of a GenBank genome assembly. Lineage: Eukaryota; Bacillariophyta; Bacillariophyceae; Bacillariales; Bacillariaceae.